Messenger RNA from Penicillium malachiteum, 9804 nucleotides. RefSeq names its product histone acetyltransferase TRA1. Gene Ontology annotation, biological process: DNA repair; regulation of DNA-templated transcription. Bases 1 to 9804 code for a protein of 3267 amino acids. Gene Ontology annotation, molecular function: transcription coregulator activity; protein binding. Gene Ontology annotation, cellular component: NuA4 histone acetyltransferase complex; SAGA complex; nucleus. The transcript has a single exon. The record is from RefSeq and is a predicted model, not a curated record. NCBI's taxonomy places the organism in Eukaryota, Fungi, Ascomycota, Eurotiomycetes, Eurotiales, Aspergillaceae.
AUGUCACGCGAAGAGAAGGAGCUCCUGGAGAGCUUCGGUACCGUCUUCCACUGCAUUGAUACCGCGACCUUCCAUGAAGUCUUCCACUCCGAGAUUCCAUACCUCCAUGAGCUCAUGUUCGAACACGGUUCUCUGCUUCAUCUCCCACAAUUCUUCCUGGCUAGCGAGGCCACCUCCCCCGCAUUUUCCGGCAUGGUUCUGCAGUACUUGAUGGAGCGCAUUGACGAAGUUGGAACUUCAGACAUGACAAAGGCAAAAAUUCUCUUGAGAAUGUUCAAGCUCUCAUUCAUGGCGGUAACUUUGUUCUCUGUCCAAAAUGAACAAGUCCUCCAUCCUCAUGUGACAAAGAUCGUUACCAAGUGCAUUGAGCUAUCAGUGACUGCCGAGGAGCCGAUGAACUACUUCCUCCUUCUACGUUCCCUUUUCCGCAGCAUCGGUGGUGGUCGAUUCGAGCUCUUGUACAAGGAAAUUCUUCCGCUUCUGGAAAUGCUUCUGGAGACCUUUAACAAUCUGUUGAUGGCAGCUCGCAAGCCCCAAGAGCGUGAUCUUUACGUCGAGCUUACUCUCACUGUCCCGGCACGACUCAGUCACCUUCUCCCACACUUGAGCUAUCUCAUGCGCCCAAUUGUGGUGGCCUUGCGUGCCGAUUCUGACCUGGUUGGUCAAGGAUUACGUACCCUUGAACUUUGCGUGGAUAACUUGACGGCUGAUUAUCUUGAUCCGAUUAUGGCUCCCAUCAUGGAUGAGCUUAUGACCGCUCUAUGGGAUCAUCUGCGCCCCCAUCCAUACAACCAUUUCCAUGCACACACCACAAUGCGCAUUCUCGGAAAGUUGGGUGGGCGUAACCGCAAGUUCCUUAAUCACCCGCCGGAGUUGUCAUUCCAGCAAUACUCCGACGACAACCCCAGCUUCGACAUCCGUCUUAUCGGUCCAAGCGAGAAGCGGCCUUUCCCUGUCGAUAUCGGCAUUGAUCUGGCCAUCGGCAAACUCAUGGAGGCUCCCAAGACAGAUUCUGCCAAGUCUUCCGAUAUCUACUACAAACAACAGGCAUUCCGAAUGCUUAGUUCCCACUUGAAGCUGCAGAUUGGAUAUGAGAACCUUCCCGAUGACCUCGCGUCUUUAAUUCGGUUACAUGCCAACGAUCUUUUCGACAGCAAGGUCAGUGCUAUGGUGGAUAUCCUUGAGAAGUCCGAGCGAUCGGCCUCUGUUCCAAAGAAGGUGGCACAAGAAGCAACUGUGAAGAAGCUUCUGAAGGCAUGUAUCUUUGCGACUACCAUCCCCGAUCUUGAGCCUACCGCAAGUGCAUUUGUCGCGGAUGUUUGCAAGCAUUUUGCUGUCGUUGAGGUCGGCCGGGCUCUUGCUCAAGCCCGUCAUAGCCGCAAGCCGUUUGAUGUUUCCAAUGGAGAAGGUCCAGUUUACUUGGAUUCCCGUACUCUAGCUGAAGCGAUUGUCGAAACUCUCUCUUCCGACAACGCCCAUGUCCGAGACGCCGCCGAGCUGGCUAUGCAGAUCGUCAAAGAAGCCGCUGGCGUCAUCUUUGGGUCUCCUGAGAAGGCAUCGAAGCUUCCAUUCUUCCAGCAUCUUGGCCGCGUGUUUUGCCACAGCUGCUACAGUGAGGAGUGGUUUACCAAGGCUGGUGGAAGUCUAGGAAUUAAACUCCUUGCUACCAAACUCGACCUCGGGGAAACGUGGCUAUAUGAGCGUCAUGUUGAUUUCUCCCGGGCUCUUAUGCAUGUGAUCAAGGACACGCCUGCAGAUCUCCCUGCAUCCACACGAGGUCAGUCUCAGGAGACUAUGACUAUGAUUCUUCAGCGGUGUGGAAAGGCCAUUCCCAAAGAUGACUUGAAGAACGAGAAGAGUCGUCUCUUUGCUCUCUGUGGCUUUUUUGUCUAUGAGCUUGGUCAUAUGAAUAAGCAUGUUCGUGAAACAUCCCGUCGUUGCUUCGCAACUCUCAAGGAAGAACUGGGCUGUGAGCUCCAUGAACUCAUUGCCCCAGUCAAGGACCGCUUGCUUCAGCCAAUCUUCAACAAGCCUCUGCGUGCUUUGCCAUUCGCAACUCAAAUUGGGUUUAUCGAUGCUAUCACGUACUGCCUUGGUUUGCACAAUGACAUUGUCACUUUCAAUGAGCCAUUGAACCGGUUGAUGCUGGAGUCGCUCGCUCUUGCUGAUGCCGAUGAUGAAUCGCUCGCCUCCAAGCCGAAUGAAUUCAAAAAUGCGGACAUGAUUGUCAACUUGCGUGUUGCUUGCUUGCGGCUUUUGUCCAUGGCUAUGAACUUCCAAGACUUUGCCAACACACCUCAGAACACUAGCCGAGCUCGGAUAAUUUCCGUGUUCUUCAAGUCUCUGUACUCUCGUUCUCCUGAGGUGAUCGAAGCUGCAAAUGCUGGUCUUAAGGAUGUUCUCACUCAGACCAAUAAGCUACCCAAGGAUCUAUUGCAGAAUGGCUUGCGCCCUAUUCUCAUGAAUCUGCAAGAUCCGAAGCGCCUGAGUGUCGCUGGUCUUGACGGCUUGGCUCGCCUUUUGACUCUUCUCACCAAUUAUUUCAAGGUUGAGAUUGGUGCCCGUCUUCUAGACCACAUGAAAGUGAUUGCGGAUGACGGCGUCCUACAAAAGGUCUCGUUCAGCCUUGUUGAGCAAAACCCUGCUAUGAAGAUUGUUGCUGCCAUCUUUAAUAUUUUCCACCUUCUUCCCCCGGCUGCUACUUCAUUCAUGGAACAUCUUGUCAACAAGGUCCUGGAUCUUGAGAAGAAGCUGCGAAGAACGUCACACAGUCCCUUCCGAAAGCCCCUUGUUAAGUAUCUCAAUCGGUACCCCAAGGAAAGCUUAGCCUUCUUCUUUGCCCGGUUCAAGGAUGAGCGAUUCGGUCGUUUCUUCGGCCAAAUUCUGGCUGACGCGGAGAGUGAAACCUUGCGAAAUGCAGUGGUCGCUGAUACAGAGACCUUCCUUUCAACCGCAUUCGGACAGGAUGGUGCAGAUGGCAAGAACACUGCCGCCAUUAAUGGAAUUUAUGUCACUCAUUCUAUCAGCUCCUACUCCUCUACUAAGAAGUGGCUGGUCGAGCAUGCGGAUUUGAGAGCGAAGCUUCUGUCUUCUGGGCGGGACCUGGAAAGAAAGCUCCGAGGUGACAGCUUACCUCCUGAUGAGCGCCUUAGAGUUGAACAGGCUGAGGAUCAGUUGAUGGACAUUUUCACCACCUACCUGACGGAGGCAUCACACGACCUUGACUUCUUGUUUGAGGUCAUUGAUGGUCUUUCGGCGGACGAGUUGAAGCGCACUCUUGCUCUUCCCAAGUUCAUCUACAGCCACAUCAUCACCAAUGAGUCCAUCGACUAUCGCCGCUCUGUCAUCAUGCGCUGUCUCGAGCUCUACGGCCAACGGGCUUGUUCCCAGAAGACCAAGACAUAUGCAUUCCGCAAUUUGGUCAACCCUAUUCUUGCAAUGGAUGUGCAGACCACUUGGAAGAGUCCACCCAACACUCCUAAGUUGAUGGAUAAGAGCAUGACUGAGUCUAUCCAGAGCCGUCUGUGGAAGCCACAACUCGCAGAUCUCAGUGAAGAGUCUAGUCAAGCCGGAGUUGACCACUCGCGCAUGGAGCUUCUACAGUUGUCCGCAUUGUUGAUCAAGUAUCACUCGCAGACCGUCCAGGACUCCCGCAAGGACAUCAUCAAGUUUGCUUGGAAUUACAUUCGCCUCGAAGAUAUCAUCAACAAGUAUGGCGCUUAUGUUCUGAUCAGCUACUUCAUAGCCCAUUACGAGACGCCUUUCAAGAUUGUGAUACAAGUCUACGUCGCUUUGCUUAGAGCCCACCAAAACGAAGGCCGUGCGCUUGUCACUCAGGCACUCGAUGUCUUGGCUCCUGUGCUACCCACUCGAACUGCUGGCAACCAAGGUGCAGAGGCACGCUAUCCAUUGUGGGCUAAGUGGCCUCGUCGUAUCUUGGCCGAAGAGACUGCGAACUUGCAACAGGUGAUGAGUAUUUUCCAGUUCUUGGUCCGACAGCCUGACCUCUUCUAUGAGUCGCGUGAGCAUUUUGUGCCCCUCAUUGUUCCGUCUCUCAUCAAGAUCGCUGGUCCACCAAAUACUUCCAAUGACAGCAAAAAGCUGGCCCUUAACCUCAUUGGCUUGGUUUGGCACUGGGAGGAAAAGCGCUCAUCAGCAGAGGCAGGCAUCAGUGGUGCCAAUGCCGUAACUGACUCACCGAAUACCAAGAAGCGCAAGCUAGAAGAGCCUCAAGAGAUGGCUUCUCCUGCUUUGGCGCCUCCACCAAGCAGAGGAGGAUCGGAUUACUCUGUACCGGUUGAACUUCGUGCCGCUCUCAUCAAAUACCUCAUCACAUUCAUCACUACCAUUCCCGAGCGGUUCUCUGUUCCAGCUGCCCAGAUUCGUGCAAAUUCUGCCGCGAAGCAGGCGCAGACUCCACCUACUUGCGAGAUGAUCAAUAAGGCUAUCUAUCUUCUCAGAAACCUGCUUUCACCAGAAUACUGGGGAGAUCUUGAUAUCGACCUCUACCAGAAGGUAACAGAGCCCAUUCUUGCAGGCGAGAAGGCCGACAAACCCGAUGAGAAGCAGAUCACUGCUAUGGUGAAUGCGCUUCAAGUCCUGCGUGUUCUCAUCGCGGCAAAGCCGAAUGAAUGGAUCUCUGCUCGUCUUCCGGCCGUCCAGAAAUUGCUCGAGAAGCCAUUGAAAUCGGAUAAUCCUGAGAUCCAGGACUGUCUCCACGGCCUGGAGGAUGAGAUGGAAAUCUCUAUCAAGUUGCCACCACCUGUUCGUCGGGUUCUCGAGGCUAUACCGGACGAGGCACCUGACGAUGAGGAUGCUAUGGACACCGAGGGCACUGCGUCUGAGUUUGCCACCUACUUGUCUACUAUUGCAACCGAAACACUUUCUGCCAGCAAUUACGUUUCAAGUCUGAACACACUCUGGACCCUGUCGAAGCAUAAGCCUGCCGAGAUUGACACGCAUAUUCCUGCUGUCAUGAAGGCGUUCUCGCAAAAGCUUGCUAAAGAACAUGUUGCGGCCUCCACGCAGCAAAACGGUGCACAGGCUCAAAAUGGGGCUGCUACUCCUGCCAAGCCUGCCGAAGGUGUUCCAGAACCGCAUGAAAUUGAACUUGGUGUUGACCUAAUCUUCAAGACGAUCGAAUUGAUUUCGGUCCGCAUGUCUCACCUCGGUGACCAACGCCGCCCGUUCCUGAGUGUGCUGGCAUCUAUUGUGGAACGAUCGCAGAAUACCAAGCUGUGCACUAAGGUCUUGGAAAUGGCGGAGUCCUGGAUUUUCCACUCCUCCGAGUCAUGGCCAACCUUGAAGGAGAAGACAGCAGUGCUGCACAAGAUGCUUCUCUUUGAAUCUCGAACGGAUCAGACUAUGCUGAAGAAGUUCCUUGACCUUGUGAUUCGUAUCUACGAGGACUCAAAGAUCACCCGCACAGAGUUGACUGUCAGACUGGAGCAUGCUUUCCUUAUUGGUACACGAGCCCAAGAUGUUGAAAUGCGCAACCGGUUUAUGACCAUCUUCGAUCGUAGCUUGACCCGCUUGGCAAGCUCUCGAUUGAGCUAUGUGCUCACCUGUCAAAACUGGGACACUCUCGCCGACUCUUUCUGGCUGGCCCAGGCCUCUCAUCUGGUGCUUGGGUGUGUAGAUAUGAACACCACCGCCCGUCUGCACCAGGAAGACUUCACACUCUACCCACUUACCUUCCUCUUUGCUGGCGGUGAGAAGGAUUCCAGAAUGGGAGAUAUCAUGGUUGACAGCUCACUUGAGACCUUCGUCGCUGAACGCAAGCGCUUCAUGUCUGAGGUUGGUGACGUUAAGGUUCGUGAUUUGAUAGAACCUUUGUGUCAGCUCCAGCACACAGAUCCAAACGUAUCCUACAAACUUUGGACUACUCUUUUCCCCAUCUUCUGGUCUACCUUGCCAAAGGACGACCGCAUUGAUCUUGAGAAGGGCAUGGUUACUCUCCUUACUCGCGAGUACCACCAAAGACAAUUGGAUAAGCGCCCCAAUGUUGUGCAAGCUCUUCUGGAGGGUGCUGUGCGCGCUCGUCCUCGAUUCAAGAUUCCUCCGCACGUCAUGAAAUACCUUAGUCGUACCUACGAUGCCUGGUAUACCGCCGCGACCUACCUAGAGGAGAGUGCUAUUAACCCGAUCAUCGACACUGCCACUGUUCGUGAAAGCAAUCUUGAUGCCCUGGUCGAAGUUUAUGCUGGUCUUCAAGAAGAUGACUUCUUCUAUGGUACCUGGCGCCGCCGUUGCAAGUUCGUUGAAACCAAUGCAGCAUUGUCGUAUGAGCAGCAAGGCAUGUGGGAUAAGUCCCAGCAGCUCUACGAAAACGCGCAAAUCAAAGCUCGUUCUGGAGCAAUGCCAUUCUCUCAAGGUGAAUACUUUGUUUGGGAAGACCAUUGGUUGAUCUGCGCGCAGAAGCUCCAGCAAUGGGAAAUUUUGAGUGACUUCGCUAAGCAUGAAAAUUUGAACGAUCUUCUCCUUGAGGCUGCUUGGAGAAACAUUGAAAACUGGCAGAGCGAGGGCAAUCGUGAGCAGCUAGAGUCACUGAUCAAAUCCGUUUCUGAUGCUCCUACCCCGCGACGCACUUUCUUCCAAGCUUUCAUGGCUCUUCUUCAGUACCACACCAAGAAGGAGAACAUGCAAGACUUCAACAGCGUCUGUGAUGAGUCUAUUCAACUGUCUAUUCGCAAGUGGCUUCAAUUGCCCAAGCGCAUUACUAAUGCUCAUAUCCCCAUCUUGCAACACUUCCAGUUGCUGGUCGAACUUCAUGAUGCCAGUCACAUCUGUGGCAGCUUGGCCCAGACCAAUGAGCGUAACCUUGAUACCAAGUCCGCUGAGUUGAAGCUUCUUCUUGGAACCUGGCGAGAUCGAUUGCCCAACCUGUGGGAUGACAUCAAUACCUGGCAAGACCUUGUUACUUGGCGCCAGCACAUCUUCCAGCUUAUCAACGGUACUUAUCUCAGCCUUCUCCCUCCUCAGACCAACAAUGUCGCCAGCAACUCCUAUGCCUACCGUGGAUACCAUGAAACUGCUUGGAUCAUCAAUCGCUUCGCUCAUGUUGCCCGCAAGCAUCAAAUGCCAGAGGUCUGCAUCAAUCAAUUGAGCCGUAUCUACACACUGCCCAACAUUGAAAUUCAAGAAGCUUUCCUCAAGCUACGUGAGCAGGCGAAGUGCCACUACCAGAACCCCAAGGAGCUCAACAGUGGGUUGGAUGUCAUCAAUAACACCAACCUCAACUAUUUCGGACCCCAGCAAAAGGCUGAGUUCUACACUCUGAAGGGAAUGUUCCUUGCCAAACUGGAUAAUGUCAAUGACGCGAAUGAGGCCUUUGGUGUUGCUCUCUACUAUGAUCUUCGUCUUGCAAAGGCAUGGUCAGAAUGGGGACAGUACAGUGAUCAGCGCUUUAAGGCGGACCCGGCGGACUAUGAACUCGCCAGUAACGCCGUCAGCUGUUACUUGGAGGCAGCCGGUCUCUACAAGAGUGCUAAGUCGCGUAAGCUUCUUAGUCGAAUCCUUUGGUUGCUGAGUCUGGACAAUGAUGAGGGUCAGAUCGCCAGUGCCUUCGAGAACUUCAAGGGAGAUACACCUGUAUGGUACUGGAUUACCUUUAUUCCUCAACUUCUCACCAGCUUGUCUCACCGCGAGGCGCGUCUGUGCAAGGCUGUUCUCGUCAAGAUCGCCAAGUUGUAUCCACAGGCUCUCUUCUUCUUGCUCCGCACAAACAGAGAGGAUAUGCUGAGCAUCAAGAAACAGCAUGAUCAAAAGCAGGAGAAGUUGAACCGCGCCAGACAACAGCAGCAACAGACAUCUUCACCAAGUCAGAAGCCAAAUGGCGAAGCGUCACCCGCUCCGAAACCUCCAACCAGUGUCCCUGCACCUAGUGCCUCCCCAGCAAAUCAAGCCGCCAAUCUGCCAACUGCUCAAUCCCCUGCUCAAAACCCGUCCGCCCAGCAGUCUCCUGCUCAGCCUCAGAAUCAGGUGCAAGCUUCCCCGCGACCUGCCCAGAACCAAAGCCCUGCUCCUGGUCAAGUUCAAGCCCAACCCCAGGGAGUUCCAGGACAACAGCAAGGUCACUUGCAAGUUCCAGGUCAGACUGGCACACCUCAACAGCAGAAUCAAGUUCCUCCUACCGCCACUGGUACCGAAAAGGAGCCUCUGAAGAAGCCAUGGGAAUACUCGGACGAGAUCAUGUCCGGCCUCAAGACAGCUUUCCCACUGCUUGCUCUGUCCAUGGAAACUAUGGUCGACCAAAUUCAUAAGAACUUCAAGUGUCCACCAGAUGAGGAUGCCUAUCGACUUAUUGUUGCUCUACUGAACGAUGGACUGGCCUAUGUGGGACGUAUGCCUGGAUCGUACGCGCAGGAUUUCAAGCUACCCGCUGCGACAGAAGCCAAUAUCACUCGAUUCGCAGAGACGAUUCUGCCUGCCCAUAUUCGCAAGUCUUUCGAGGCAGACUUCGUCGUCAAGAAGCCUACGAUGCACGAAUACAUCCAUAAAUUGCGUCGCUGGCGUGACAAGUUCGAGGAGAAGCUGGAUCGCCGCCCUCAGGCUGGAAAUCUGGAGAGCUACUCGCCUCAUCUCAGCGAGUUCCGUUUCCUCAAGUUUGACGAAGUUGAAGUUCCCGGGCAGUACCUUCUCCACAAAGACAAGAACCAAGACUUCGUUCGCAUCGACCGCUUCUUGCCCGAUGUGGACCUGGUUCGUGGUAUUGGUGUUUGCCACCGUCGCCUCAAGAUUCGAGGACAUGACGGUAGCAUUCAUGCUUUCGCCGUUCAGCACCCAGCUGCACGCCACUGUCGUCGUGAGGAGCGCAUUCUGCAAUUGUUCCGGAUCUUCAAUGGUCUUUUGGCUAAGCGCAAGGAAAGUCGUCGCCGCAAUCUUUACUUCCAUCUCCCUCUUAUGGUGCCAUUGGCGCCACAUAUCCGUUUGGUUCGGGACGACUCUUCCUACAUUUCUAUGCAAGGAAUCUAUGAGGAUUACUGCAGACGUGUUGGCAUGAACAAGGAUGAGCCGGUUCUUUUCACCAUGGAUCGAAUGCGGUCGCUGGCAGAGACAAAACAAAAUGUAAGUCAUUUAACCUACCAUUCCAGCUUGUAUCCAAUUAACCAUGUCAUCCAGCGCACGGCUGAUCAGCAACAGGUGCUUCGUACUGAGAUCUUGACUGCCAUUCAAGACAAAUGGGUCCCCAGUACCGUGGUGUUAGAGUUCUUCCAGCAUACAUACCCCAACUUUGCGGACUUCUGGCUUUUCCGCCGACAGUUUGCUUACCAGUAUGCUGCGGUUGCUUUCAUGACAUACGUGAUGCACAUCGGUAAUCGUUAUCCUAACAAGAUCUUGGUUUCGCGCUCAACCGGUGAUAUCUGGGGUGCGGAAUUGAUUCCCACCAUCAACCCUGGCAAGGCGAUUUUCUACAACCCAGAGCAGGUGCCAUUCCGAUUCACACCAAACAUCCAGACAUUGCUGGGUCCUAUUGCUACAGAGGGUCUGUUUGCCUGUGCUAUGAUGGCUAUUUCUCGCUGUUUGACUGAGCCUCGUCACGAGUUGGAGCAACAGCUCAGUAUCUUCGUCCGUGACGAGAUGAUGUUCUGGUCCACUGCUCACCAUCGUGGUGUUUUGCCUGUGCCUCAGCUGCGUGAUCUUGUUAACAACAAUAGCGAGAUCAUCGUCAACCGCGCUGUUAGCCUGGCUAGUCCACCCGAGGGCAACUUGCCUGCCAACCAAACCACGAUCGAUUUGAUCUCCAAGGCAGUUAACCCUCAGCACCUGGCAUCCUGCGAUGCGUUGUGGAUGCCUUAUCUUUAA